Belonocnema kinseyi is the source of this 1158-nucleotide messenger RNA. Its product is annotated as DNA-binding protein D-ETS-6-like. Gene Ontology annotation, molecular function: DNA-binding transcription factor activity, RNA polymerase II-specific; sequence-specific DNA binding. The transcript has 4 exons. Gene Ontology annotation, cellular component: nucleus. Lineage: Eukaryota; Metazoa; Arthropoda; Insecta; Hymenoptera; Cynipidae. The record is from RefSeq and is a predicted model, not a curated record. Gene Ontology annotation, biological process: regulation of transcription by RNA polymerase II; cell differentiation. The coding region runs from base 1 to 1158 and encodes 385 amino acids.
AUGUCCGUGAUUCAUCCUCCGGCUCCGUCGGGGAACGCGGCUCGUUCGUUAUUUUCAGUUUGCCUGCACCCGGCCCGGGAUAAACUACUUCACUCGGAGGAUGUUUUUCAUUCUUCGGCUCAAGACUGCUCCACGUCCGGUGCAACCACCUUAAAAAUACUUCCGGCUGAAAAUGAUAUGCCGGAGCUAGUGGAAUUUCGGGAGCGGAAUCAAACUUUCAGGAUUUAUGAUUUGGACUGUGAAAUUAGUGAGAUUGGUGAAAUUAGUGAGACUGAGGGGAGUGAAGGUGGGAAGUGUAGUUCCGGAAAUCGGGAGAAUGGAAAUGAAAGGAGCGAGAAGAAAGAUGAUCAAGUUAUGGUCCCUUCGGAUCCCUCGGAAUGGAAUGCGAGUCACGUGGCUUCUUGGCUCUCCUGGUGUACCAGAGCAUUUUCCAUAAAUCCAGGUCCAGUUCCCUCAGAAUUACCCAAGUCGGGAAAGGAACUCCUGGAACUGAAUCUGAGUCAUUGGGAGAAAAUACCUGGGGGGAAAGUGCUUGCAAGACACCUUGGAUACCUGAGACUCCAGGCAACUGGGGUCAGAGUUGAUGCUCUUCUCCAGGAAGAACACAUUUCUGAGAGGUUCGGCCUCCUGCAACGAACGUGUUCUCUGAUUGGCUCAGCCGGAGGCAGUGGGUCGGGGGCGGUUGGGGGCGGCCAAGUUCAACUUUGGCAGUUCCUGCUGGAGCUUCUCUCGGAUUCGUCGAAUUCCUCAUGCAUUGCGUGGGAGGGCUCGAACGGGGAGUUCAAACUCACUGAUCCUGACGAAGUGGCACGAAGAUGGGGAGAGCGCAAGAGCAAACCCAACAUGAACUAUGAUAAACUUUCGCGAGCACUCAGGUAUUAUUAUGAUAAAAAUAUAAUGACGAAAGUUCACGGGAAGAGAUACGCCUACAAGUUCGACUUUCAUGGACUAAUGAUAGCGUGUCAGGCACAGUCUGGAGUUUCUCUGGAAUCGGGAACAAAUUCUCGCGGAUCUGGGCCCACAACCUGUCAUCCACAUCACUCUCAUCAUCUUUUUUCAAAUGGCGCAGCAACUUCUCAACAUCCACAACCCCCACCACCUCCCCCUCCACCACCUCAUUAUUGUUGGCCUUACCAUCGAUUUCCCUCCCCCACCUAA